Maylandia zebra (zebra mbuna) is the source of this 543-nucleotide messenger RNA. Its product is annotated as SUN domain-containing protein 3-like. NCBI's taxonomy places the organism in Eukaryota, Metazoa, Chordata, Actinopteri, Cichliformes, Cichlidae. The record is from RefSeq and is a predicted model, not a curated record. Gene Ontology annotation, molecular function: protein-membrane adaptor activity. Gene Ontology annotation, cellular component: nuclear envelope; meiotic nuclear membrane microtubule tethering complex.
UGCACAAUUUCCAUAAACAGCAAAAAAGAAGCAGAAACAGCAGACACUCAGCCAAUUUUUGAAUCUCAAGGAGCCAUGAUCCAAAGCGGGGUUUCCUCAUGGACAGAGAACUCUGUGCGCAAAUGUAUGCAGUGGGUGGACCCCUCCAGGGCCAGUAGAAGAGUAAUCCAAGAAUAUUUGCCUGUGCCUCCAGGGAACUGCUGGCCCCUGGCAGGUCAGAGUGUAAUCAUCUCAGUGUUCCACCCAGUCUCCAUCACUGCCCUGACACUGGGACAUCUCCGAAAACACCAGUCGCCCGAUGGAACCAAAAAAAGCGCCCCAAGAGUGUUUUCUGCCUAUGGAAUGUUGACCAUAGGGGCAGAAGGGACCUUUUUGGGAACUUUCCUAUAUGACAGCCAAGGAAGAGAAUUUCAGACCUUCAACCUACCAUAUACAAACAACAGCAUCUUCAGAUAUGUGAAGCUUAGGAUUGAGUGGAACUCUGGAGAUCAAGACUUCCCCUGCCUGUAUAAUUUUAGGGUCCAUGGCAAACUCUUUACCUAA